AUGUCGAGAGUCCGCGUAAUCAAUGUCGUCCUCGGUGUUUUGACUUUCGUCGCGAUGUACUCGCUCUGGAGGCUACUAUACGUGCCAGUGCGGUUUGAAGUUCGUGCUCAAAACGUGAAUUUUGGCCUGCAAGAACCAUGCACCUCGGGUGGAACUCCAGCGCCGAACGCAUUCUCUUGGGACGACAUAAUUCCUCGCAAGGAUCUUGUCUGGAUCGACUGCGAUGCACGGCGCCAGUGCGCCUGUCUGGCUGUUCCCUUGAACUAUUCCAACCCAGAAGGCGAACAGGCAGCCAUCGCGUUAAUCCGUCGGCGCGCUUCAGUCCCCGAAUCGUCAGACACUUACCGAGGACCCAUUCUCUUCAACCCAGGAGGACCUGGUGGAAGCGGUGUGGACAUGAUUGACAUGGCUGGGGACCUGUUUGCCAGCCUCCUUGGUCCUGAGUUCGACAUCGUUGGCUUCGACCCAAGAGGUGUUGGCCGUUCUACUCCACGUGCGUCGUUCUUCAAGACCGACGUGGAGCGUGCUUUGUGGGGAAGUACUGGUCUCGGAACUUUCUUCAACAACUCGGACGAAGGCGUAGCGCGAAUUUGGGCUGCGGGGAGAUUGCUCGGACAGCUUGCGGCGGAGCGAGAUGAUGGACAUCUGAGGCACAUCAACACAGACCAAACUGCGCGUGACAUGCUGCGUAUAGUGGAGGCGCAUGGGAGGGAGAAGAUCCAGUACUGGGGUUUCUCCUACGGAUCCGUCCUUGGUGCUAGCUUUGCUGCGAUGUUCCCUGACAAAAUAGAGCGUCUGGUAAUUGACGGUGUCGUAGAUUCUGAGAAUUACUAUGCGACUCUGUGGUCCAACAAUCUCCUCGACACUGACAAAGUCAUAGACCACUUCUUCUCAGGGUGCGCAGAGGCCGGACCAGAUGGUUGUGCCUUCUGGGCUCCAACCGCGGAUGACGUUCGUCAAAACCUCACUAAUCUGUACGACUCCAUUCGGGCGCGUCCGUUGCCUGUCAAGACGGACUUCAGCUAUGCCAUAUUGGACUACACCUUUCUCCGCUUCGUGAUCUUCAGAGUUCUGUAUUCUCCGUACGAUCUCUUCCAGACCCUCGCCCAAGGGCUCGCGGAUUUAGCCGCUGGCGAUGGCCGGGUUCUCCUCGAGCUUGUCGCAGGCCCUCCGUUUCAGUGUUCAUGUAAUCCUGCAGCGCAUCGUUAUGACGUUGUCGGAGACGGUCAGGUUGCCAUUCUGUGCAACGACGGAGACGAUGUCCCCCGUGAUCUACAGUCCUCGCUGGAAUAUUAUAAGUUCAUGACAAACAUCUCGAACUGGGGUGAUAUAUGGUCUACUAUUAGACUGAGUUGCGUUGGAUGGCCCAAGUUUCCCAAAGACCACUUCCAAGGUCCCUUUAAUGCAAACACAAGUCACCCAAUCCUCUUGGUCGGAAACACGGCAGACCCUGUCACUCCGCUGGCCGCGGCGAAGAAGAUGUCUAGUUUCUUCAAUGGUUCGGUGGUCCUUACUCAAGAUUCUCCAGGGCACUGUUCGAUCUCUGCUCCGUCUCUUUGCACGUACACGUAUAUUCAUGAUUAUUUUCUUCAUGGAACCUUACCCAAACCUGGAACUGUAUGCGAUCCUAUCGGUGGGCCUUUCUUCAAACCCCCGCUAUCGGACAGCGCCGCCCAGGUUCCCUUUGUCAGGGAAGAAGAAGAAAAGGAGUUGUUCGAUGUGGCCGAGAAGCUCAGCAGGGUUCCGAUUAUUCCUUUCCCAUUCAGAAUGUAG
Messenger RNA from Cyclocybe aegerita, 1773 nucleotides. The record is from the annotation of a GenBank genome assembly. NCBI's taxonomy places the organism in Eukaryota, Fungi, Basidiomycota, Agaricomycetes, Agaricales, Hemipholiotaceae.